Molecule: messenger RNA, 2830 nt
Organism: Aspergillus vadensis CBS 113365
Lineage: Eukaryota; Fungi; Ascomycota; Eurotiomycetes; Eurotiales; Aspergillaceae
Exons: 1
Coding region: 155-2650 (831 amino acids)
Molecular function (GO): protein binding
Source: RefSeq, a predicted model, not a curated record
GUAAUAAUAACUUUUUUGGCUCCGAAGCUCCCCUGCCUCUUCUUCCCUCGGUCAUUCCGAUCUCCUCUACGACCACGACCACGACCACGGCCAACCACGCCUUCCAAGUUCCACCUCCCCCCGCCGCUUGGUUGGUGUGUCACUCCGAUCCCACAUGUUAUCUCGUGGUCGACCGUGUCUGAAAAGACGUAGUCUAUCUACCGUCUUAGACACCGUCGCGGCUAGUCCCGAAGAACCUCUCCUAUUCCUGUACCCUCGCUGGGUGGGUUCGGCUGUACGACAACACCGGAGACUUGUUUCCUCGUCGUCGGGUCCUUCGUCGUGUGGAAAUGGGAAUGUAUAUAACACUGCUGCUGUUGGGAGGAGGACGGUAACGAAACCGUCCCCGCCGCCGCCGCCGCCGGCCGGACGAAAGCUCUCGUUUGGGAGCUCGUCGAGACGGUGGGUUUCGACAACGACGACGGCGGCGGAGGAGGCUGUCGUUAAGACGGAAGUGAAGCAGGAUGUUGUUCCGCCUGAGCAGGGGAAGUCGGCGGCGGCUCCGCAGAAAGGGAAACGUGGUGAAGAGAAUGCCAAUACCGGAUCGCCUGCAUCUAUCUAUAACCAAUUAGACAAUGACCCGGAAACCGAGGUGAAGAGCGAACGACAUGUCUUCAAUAUCUUCUCCGAUUUACAGACGCGAACUGUGCAGUCGACGAUGGGCCGGAAGGGUAUGAGAUCGGCUGCUGGUGAAACGCCCGCUAUUGCGCUGAAGCGACUAUCGCACCGCGACCGACGGAAGUUGAGAUAUCGGCUGUUUUUGACGAAGCAGAGUCAGGGUCGUGAUAAGGCGAAGAAUAAUCAGUGGAAUAAGUGGACGAAGAUCCGGGAGAUGUUGGAGGAGAUGCAUGAGGAUACGCAUGUCUGGGCGAAGAAGGGCGUCAAGCAGAAGGAAUUGCUCGUGCCGGAGGAGACGAUCGCGCUGUUGGCCGGCGUCACGGACAUGGCGUUGAAGGAGAAUGUUUGGUAUGUGCCGGUGCAUAAUGGGUGCAAGGUGCAUGUGCUGCGUCCGUUGCAGAGCCAGGGUCGGUUUCGGAGAGUGAUUCUGUCUGGUUCCGAGCGGGUGGUUGAGUUGGUCAGCGAUAGGAUUGCGCAGGCGAGGAGACUGCAAGAGCAGAGUGACCCUCUGGUCGAUAUUCAAAUCCCGCUUUUCCCGAUUAUCCCGUCUAUUGAAGCGAUGAAGCGUCAGGGUGCGCCCGUGCCGCUGGUUCGAGGUGUAUGGGAUAUACAAUCGGCUGUCAAGCAGGCCGCGAAGCUGCAUAUGGUUCUACCUGCUGGGAAGAAUUUGUCUGGGAUUAGGGACUUCGCGGAACAUGUGGAGGAAUUGACAAGGUCGAAACCUUCGUAUAACUCGAAGAUUCCCUAUUCGCACCAGAAGCAAGUGGCGCGGGCCCUUGUGCAGCUGUUUCGGAAUGAGGCAUAUUCCAGCUUUAUGUCGACGGCGGCGCUGAAUCGAGCGCUGUCAUAUCUGCUCGACCAUGAGUUUCUGAACGCCGCCCGCGACAUCUUCCUCAAGUCCGAACACCUUGCGACGGUGGAUACCUUCAAUAUCCUCCUGAAGUCUGCGGCUAAGAGGCAAGACCUCCGCUUCUUCCGUCAGUUCUUGCUUGCCAUGUCUCGACUGAGCAUUCGGCCUGACCCCAACACAUGGCUCACCCUGCUGGAUUGCCUGGUUGCUCCCAAGGCGAAAGCAGAUCUCGUCACGUAUAUGCUGCAGCGCGGGUACCUGGAGAACAUGGGUGCGAUGCGGACGGCGCUACACCUGACCCUGCCCAACACGUUCCGAGCACACUUAGAAAGUGGCAAGAGCGUGGAUUCAUUCAUCAGGCAGACCGCUGACUCCUGCGGAGAUAGCUGUUUCGCUCCAUCUCUGAUCAGCCAGAUGUUCGGUGUCAUCGUCCGGCUGAAAGACUUUGCUGCCCUGGACCGGUUAUUCGACAUCUGCAAACAGAACGACCUAACCUUCAACAGUGCUACCAUCACCCAAAUCCUGUCUCUGUUCCGAGCAGACAUGCCCACCGCUCUGCGCUAUCUUUUCCGAUGCCUUGAGCGCCCGGAAACAAAGCUCGAACGGCACGCAUGGGAGCGACUCUUCCUGGUCGCUUUCAAAGGCCAAUACUACAACAUCUGCCGGGUCCUCUGGAGGUACGCGUGCAUGUCCGGAAACGUGACAUACAAGAUGAAGCGCACGGUCGUGACUUCCUUGAUCCGCAAUGUGCCCCGAAAGCCCGAGACCAACGUCCACACGAUCUGGGAUGUGAGUGCGGGCAAAGUCAUCGUGGGACUGGACCUGCACCGUCCCGACCAUAAGCUCCAGACCACCGUGCUCGACAAGCUACCCCGGGAGUAUCGCACCAACCCCAUCGCCUAUUUGAGUUCAGGCUACAAGCCCAGCGGCGAAGAGCGGGAGCAGCAGAUCCAAGUGGCCUCUGCGCUCACGCAGCAUGAUAUCGAGAUCGGUUCCUGGCAUCGCCCGCAGUUUCCUCUGCUGAUUAUGUUGGAGGCCGCCUCGGUCUUGGAUCAAGAGUGGCGGAAGGUGCCGCGGCCGGUACACUGGCUGGUCCAGAAUGCCAUUCGCGUGCCGGUGAGGAAGUCGAUGUAUCCGGCUUGAUCUGUUCCCUUGUUAUUUGCUCGAUUGUGGCUUCACCAUGGCCCUGUUAUAUAUACACAUCUUGUACAUUAUGCCCUCCCUCCCGUCCACCUCACAUCACAUCACAUCACACUCUGUACAUAGACCUGGAACCACCCCACCACAUAGAAACCCAAAAGCAAUAGAUUGUAUCUAUAAUAA